Cuscuta epithymum is the source of this 854-nucleotide messenger RNA. Lineage: Eukaryota; Viridiplantae; Streptophyta; Magnoliopsida; Solanales; Convolvulaceae. The record is from the annotation of a GenBank genome assembly.
AUGGAGGACCUGAAAAUGCAUGGCACGUCUUCUUAUCUUGCCCAGAAAGUGUGGCGUGUUGGCGUCAACUGAAUAUGCUAGAUGAAAUAUCUUUAAAAAUGCAACACAAGGAGAGCUUUAAGGAGUUUUUCUUUGACACCGUAGCAGCCCAACCAAGUGGAAAGCUGCAAGUUUUCGCCAUGACUUUAUGGAGUAUAUGGCGGAGGAGGAACUUGUUGUAUUGGGAAGGAACACGGGAGCUAACGCAACAAACAAUUCAGCGCGGGGCAGAGGUGCUAAACGCAUGGAAAGGAGCACAACUCUUGAAAGAUACUCCGGUUGCAGCACCGAGAGUUGAACAGUGGACAGCUCCUCCUCCAGGCUACAUUAAAUGUAAUGUAGAUGCAGCUCUGUUUGACAAUGGCAGAAGGUCUGGUUGCGGGGUGUGUGCUAGAGACUGCCGUGGACGCUAUAUUAUGGCACGAACGGAGUGGUGGAAUACAACGUUCAGUCCGGAAGAAGCUGAAGCUUGGGCUCUUAGACAGGCCAUGACAUGGAUGAUUACCAAGCGGUAUACAAGAGUCAUUUUUGAGUCGGAUUGCAAACGACUUGUGGAUGACAUACGAGCUGACCGUGAUAUUCAUCUGGAGUAUGGGUCUUUGGUGGAUGAUUGCAGGUUGCUGCUUAAGUCCAACAACGAGUUUCAAGUUGUUUUUACUAGGAGACAAGCGAACAAUAGUGCUCAUGCUUUAGCUAGGGUAUCUAUUAAUCAUGCUUCUCCCAAAGAAUUCUCUUUUAUUCCCCAUUGUAUUCUUCACAUUAUCAAUGAUGAAAUGAAUUAAGAUUUUGGUUUUCAAAAAAAAAAAAAAAAGAAG